AUGAAGGCUGCCAUUUACCACUACCUUUUAGGGUGGCUAGGAACGUCUGCAUCCUUAAUCGGGUCCGCAAGCGCCGUUUCGGCUCCGCAGGUGUGCCCCCCUCCUCAACACCAGAAACCUAGAUCAGAAGGCUUCAAGGUACCAACCACGGCCGCGCUUAUCAUCGGCGAGGGCACCGACCAACCUGCAAUUCGUGUUGUGCAAGACGUCCUCAAGGACGCCGGGGUGAAGCGCAUCACCACGGCCAGCGAGGAUGAGCGGCUGCCCGACACUGCCCUGCGCGUCUACAUCGGCGGCCCGUCUGAGAACUCCGCCUCGGCUGGCGCCCUCCAAGACCUGGGAUUGCAGGGCCCCGAGGGGCUGGAUCCCGAGGGGUACGUCCUCGGCAUUGGCCGCGACUCCCACGGCCACGCAGUCGUUGUGCUUUCCGGUCGCGACCAGGACGGCACAUUCUACGCUGGGCAGUCGCUCCGGCAACUCGUUGUGGGACGCGGUGGUAGUUCCUGGCUGCCUGGUGUGGAGGUCCGGGACUGGCCCGCGACUUCAGUGCGCGGCACGAUCGAGGUGUUCUACGGCAUUCCGUGGUCGACCGAGGACCGCCUCGACCAGCUGGACUUCUACGCGGCUACCAAGCAGAACACUUAUAUCUACUCGCCAAAGGAUGACCCGUACCUCCGGGAGAAGUGGCGCGACCCUUACCCCGCCGACGAGCUUGCCGUACUCAAGCAGUUGGCGGACCGCGCUCGCGAGGACCACGUCCACUUCACCUACGCGCUAUCCCCCGGUCUCUCCAUGUGCUACUCUUCCGAUCAAGACACACAGGUCUUCAUCGACAAGUUCCAGUCGCUGUGGGAUAUCGGCGUAGAGGCAUUUGCUGUUCCCUUCGAUGACAUCAAGUACACGAGUUGGAAUUGUGCCGAGGACGAGGCCAAAUGGGGCACGGGGGGCGCUGCCGCAGGCCAGGCGCAGGCAUACUUCCUGAACCGGGUGCAGAAGGAGUUUAUCGACACCCACCCCAGCGCUAGCCGCCUCCAGAUGGUGGCGACCGAGUACAAGAACACGACCGACUCGCCGUAUCGGACCGCGCUACGCCAGGAGCUCGACCCGCGCAUCAUCGUCUUCUGGGCCGGUCCAGUGACCGUCGCGCCCAAUAUCACUGCCGUCGACGCGCUGCAGGCAGAGGAGGUGUUUGGCCACGACAUCCUGAUCGGCGACAACUACCCGGUCAACGAUUAUGUGUCAAACCGACUGCUACUUGGGGCCUACACUGGACGCGAGCCCGGUAUCACCGAACACGUUGUCGGCAUCACAGUCAACCCGAUGCCGCAGGCUCACCCGUCCAAGAUUGCCGAGUUUGGAUCCGGCGCUUUCCUCUGGAACAGUCGAGCAUACGACGCCGAGGCCACGUGGCUGGCCGCGCUGAAGUACCUCGCGGGUCCGGUGUGGCGCGCCUUGAAAGUGUUUGCGGAGAACAACUACUCCUCCGUCCUGAAUGCACGCGAGUCACUGGUCCUAACGCCCCUCAUUGAACAAUACUGGCGGUCCUACCAGACCAAUGCACGCGAACUGAGCCAGCGUGCCCGCGCGCUGUCCGAGUACUUUGGCCAGAUGGCCUCUUGCCCGUCACAGUUGGCGCAUGGUAUGGACAACAAGGCAUUCGUGGCCCAGUCGCAGCCAUGGCUCGAUAAGCUAGGACUAUAUGGCGAGGCGGGCCAAACCGCGUUGAAGAUGCUUGCCGCACAGCAGGCUGGACACACGGACAAGGCGCGCAAGGAGCGCCAAACGCUCAAGGGGCUGCGCUCCCAGCUCGACAACAUCACGGUGAUUGCAUGUCCGCUCGGCCAGUGCCGACCUGUUCACCCGGUCGUCGCGCAGGGCGUCAUGGAGCCGUUCCUCAACCGCACCGUGGAGCUCAGCGAUAGGUGGCUAGGCCUCGACAGCUCGUCAGGGACCUUGAUCUAG
Aspergillus calidoustus is the source of this 1962-nucleotide messenger RNA. The record is from the annotation of a GenBank genome assembly. Lineage: Eukaryota; Fungi; Ascomycota; Eurotiomycetes; Eurotiales; Aspergillaceae.